This is a messenger RNA of Dibothriocephalus latus, 456 nucleotides long. The record is from the annotation of a GenBank genome assembly. NCBI's taxonomy places the organism in Eukaryota, Metazoa, Platyhelminthes, Cestoda, Diphyllobothriidea, Diphyllobothriidae.
AUGUUUGCCUGUGCGUGCCUAAACUUCGACCUGUGCAUGUAUUUUUUGCUGACAGGCAACACACCCACUGUUCCAAUAAAUGACCUCCGUGGGGAGGACGCUGCCAGGUACUCGCGUGAAGAGCGUCUCCUGCGAUGCCAGGUUGCUUCCCUAUGCCGCCUGGUCGACUUAAACGGGUGGACACAGUCAAUAUACAAUCACUUGUCUGCUCGAUGCGCAAAAGGAGAAUUCCUUGUCAAUCCCUUUGGAUUACUCUACCAUGAAGUACAGGCUUCAACUCUUGUGAAGGUGGAUGAAGCAGGCAACAUACUGGACCCUGGUAGUACUGUGCUCGGCGCUAACAAGGCUGCCUGGAGUCUUCAUUCGGCCAUUCACGGUGCCCGUCCUGACAUCGCUUGCGUGCUUCACGUACAUCUUCCUGACGUCGUCGCGGUAAUCAUAUUUUUUCUUCAAUGA